AGCUCUUUAGACUAGUAAGAAAAGCCAGACAUUAGCUAUAGACGUACAAGACGCCUUCACCCUCAGACACACACACACUCACACACACACCCAUACACAAUUACACACUGCCACUCCCACUCCAAGCAACAGCCCACUGUGGACCGGGACAUGAGCUGAAAUUCCACACACACACACAAACUUACACACACACACACACACACACACAUACAUACACACACAGACAUCUUUAGGUUUGUCGUACAGGUUCCUACCAGUUCACACCACAGCUCCCAUCGCUAUACGCACCAGGCUGAGACGGAGACCACUACCACGGAGGAGACGAUGUCAUCUUAGCGGACACACGUUUCUGGGGGAUUCCAUUCCAGGUUUUUUGGGAGUUCAGUGAUCCUCAUUCUGUACUUGUGAACAGAAGCUCCGACCAGAGUUGAAUGCACCUUGACCAGCAACCAAUCAUUUGGAAUCAUUCGGACUGGGCCCUUCCUCCCUCUGCGGACCACUGUAAGACGUCUUCCACCAUGCUGACUGAGCCGUGCGGGGCCAUGGGGGCUAUGGGGGCCGACCUCAGGGACUUGGCCCUCUUGCCCCAGGGCCCUCCUCCACCCAUGCAGCCCAUACCGGGUGCCGGCGGAGGCUGCGGGGUGUCUGUCGGGGGCGGCCAGUGGACGCAGCUUCUGGACCUCCAUCCUGGGUCUCCGUACGGCUCCCUGCCCCCCCACCACUCCCUCAUUAAGCAGGAGCCGGGCUGGGGCAGUCCGGACCCCCUGGAGGACCCCCACUGUGGCCUGGGGGCCUUCACGGUGCACUUCUCCGGACAGUUCACCGGAGCGGGCCCCUGUCGGGUGGGGCCGUUUGGGGAGCCAGCCACGGGCCAAGCCAGGGUGUUUCCUAACGGAGCCUACCUGCCAAACUGUCUGGACAACCCUCCAGCUCCCAGGAACCAGGGCUAUGGAGGAGUGGGGCUGGACGGACCCCCUAGUUACGGACACACUGCGUCCCAUCACAGUCCCCAGUUCUCCGGCCUCUCCUUCAAACAUGAGGACCCGUUCCCCCCCCAGAGCAACAUGGAUCAGCAGUACCCGGCACCCCCUCCCAUGUUUGGCUGUCACAACCCGGCCGAGAGCUGUCCCAACAACCCGCUGCUACUGAGGAACUACAACAGUGACAACCUGUACCAAAUGGCGUGGAACCCAAUGAACACUCUGGCGUCUACCAUGAAAAGCCACGCCCCCAGCUACGAGAACGACCCCCCCGCACCCACCCCGCCCGUGGUCCUGAGCUGCAGCGCCCAGUACCACAUACACACACACGGGGUCUUCCGGGGCCUGCAGGACGUCCGAAGGGUGCCUGGCAUCGCGGCCCCGGUGGCCCGCUCGGUGGACGCCACCAAACGCCCGUUUGUGUGUCCCUACCCCGGCUGCACCAAGCGCUACUUCAAGCUGUCCCACCUGCAGAUGCAUGGCCGCAAACACACAGGGGAGAAGCCGUACCAGUGUGACUUCACAGACUGCGGCCGAAGAUUCUCUCGCUCAGACCAGUUGAAGAGACACCAGCGCCGACACACAGGAGUGAAGCCUUUUCAGUGUGCGACGUGUGAGAGAAAGUUUUCACGGUCAGACCAUCUUAAGACGCACACUCGGACUCAUACAGGUAAAACAAGUGAGAAGCCUUUCCUCUGCUGCUGGAUCAACUGUCAGAAGAAAUUUGCCCGCUCUGACGAGCUGGUGAGGCACCAGCGGUUACACGAGAAGGGUCUGAGCAAGCUUCACUCGUCUGCCAUCUAAACACAGAGAGAGAGAGGGAGAGGGAGAGAGAGAGAGAGAGAGAGAGAGAGAGAGAGAGAGAGAGAGAGAGAGAGAGA
Gadus morhua (Atlantic cod) is the source of this 1861-nucleotide messenger RNA. RefSeq names its product WT1 transcription factor b (gene wt1b). Gene Ontology annotation, cellular component: nucleus. The record is from RefSeq and is a predicted model, not a curated record. Gene Ontology annotation, biological process: regulation of transcription by RNA polymerase II. NCBI's taxonomy places the organism in Eukaryota, Metazoa, Chordata, Actinopteri, Gadiformes, Gadidae. Bases 432 to 1784 code for a protein of 450 amino acids. The transcript has 9 exons. Gene Ontology annotation, molecular function: DNA-binding transcription factor activity, RNA polymerase II-specific; RNA polymerase II cis-regulatory region sequence-specific DNA binding.